AUGAAGUUGUUGACAUCGAAGCGUCGUAAGCGACGGCAGAAUGAGCCAAAAGCAUGGUCCCUCCAACCACCCAAAUCAUCAUCUUCCACCAAGUCUAUAGAUUUGAACAAAAAGGCCGAGACGAUCAAUUUACUCUUGCUUCAACCACAGGUUGAUCUGUGGAAACUCCGUGAACUUUGCUUGUCCGAAGGUGGAUUGGUCAAUGAUACGCUGCGCAAACGAGCGUGGCCCAAACUAGUAGGACUUUCUGUUUAUUCCAAACUGGAGAUUGAAGCAAGUAAUACAAAGAGUCCAAAACGAAACCAGCACAACAACAAGACAUCUCCUCAGACAGGAGGGGUGUCUCGGUCGGAAACCAUUGACGAGAAUUCCGUCGAGGAUGAAUCGAUUUUGUCACCGCCAUCAAGUACUACCAAAUCAGCAACGGCAAUGGCAGGCAAUGCUCCUCAAUUUGAAAUUGAUGCCUCGGUCUUGGAACAAGAACAACAACAAGCACAACAAAAGGAAGGCGAGACUACAACAGAUCAUCAGCGUGCCAAUCAUGAUGACGAUAAUAAUAACAAUGAUAAUACUCCCCAAGUCUUGUUUCCACUCCAUGUUCCCGCUUGCAUGGAUCAAGAACAAAUUGAACGAGACGUUGCACGAUGUACGUGGCAUUUAUUGACGGGAACCCAACGAAGUCGUCGACUCCAACAUGAAAACAAGCAUCGCAAAAAGGUGGCCUCCUUGCUCAAAAAGAAACAAAAACGACUGGCCAAUCUCAUCAAUUUGACACUCAGUGGUCAACAACAGCAGCAGCAGCAGCAGGAUUAUUCCGAACUGAGGUAUUAUCAGGGAUAUCACGAUGUUGCUUGCAUCUUUUUACACGCACUGGGGAAUGAUGGGAAUGAUCAAGAUCCCUUGGGUGUCGACUUGCCAGCACGGGUCUUGCAACAAGUCAGUCUCUUUCAUUUGAAAGAUUCCUGUUCGUCGUCCUUUCAAGGUUUGCAACAAUGUCUCCAUUGGACGAUAUUUCCACUCUUGGCCAAACUGGAUCCACAAUUGCACAAUCAUUUGAAAGAUUGUGACAUGGAACCCUUUUUUUGUUUGUCGUGGAUCAUUACCUGGUUUUCCCAUGACAUUCGGGACACCAAUCUGGUCAAGCGUCUCUUUGAUGCCUUUUUGGUCAGUCAUCCACUGUUGGUCGUCUAUCUGAGUCUGGCCAUGAUGAUUCAUCCGUUCAAUCGACAAAUUCUACUCGAAACGGAUUGUGAUUUUGCCGCCUUGCAUCAUACGCUGAGCAUGUUGCCACGACAUUCCUCCACGGUGGGUUGGAAAAAGGCUCGUCAAGGGGGAGGGUACAUUAGUGCCGACGUUAUUGAAGAAAGUGAAGACGACGACGACGACGACGACGAAGAAGAAGAGGAUGAUGAUGAUGACGACGACGACGAACUUGUUUCCGAACAAUGGGAUGGCAGUGUGGCAGCAUCGGACGAUGCACUGGGGCACUCGCAUACCACUGCUACCACUUCGACAUCUUUGACACCAACGCCGUCCGUUGCUAGCUCUACAACUGCUCCUGCUGCUGCCGCCAAUGAUGGGGCACUGGUCGUGGGGGACAAGCAUGGGACGACGACACACUCUUCUCAAGAACGAGUACCAUUUCAAGUAUUGAUUGAAACGGCAUUGGGAUACAUGCAACAUUAUCCGCCAACCUGUUUAAUGGAAUUGGCAUCUUGGUAUUACCAACAGGAACUAUUCGAUGCUGCUGCGCCAUCGGCUCAUAAUAUCCGCAUGCUACAACCGUCACCAACUUGGGCGAUUGAAACAUCUAUUACAGCCGAUUGGGUCGACAAGCAACGGAUUCGACAGCAAAUGGGUUUGGCCAAGACAUCACGAAAGGAUCGACGACGAAAGCGUAACAAUAUCGUGGCCGAUCAACAACAACAACAACAACAACAACAAAUGCAAUGGGAAAUAAAGUUGUUUCGACCAAAUAACAAGGUAUUGUCAGUGGAAGAAUAUUUGCAAAUACACAAACGAACCAUGGCCGUCGUGGCCUCGGGUCGUGGACCCUAUGGUGCCAAGGAGCAAGAAUUGUAUCAGAAACGAUUGAGAUUGGUCAUGAGGGGGGCAGUCGUCGUUGGAUUGUCCGCCAUUUGCAUUGGGGUUCUUCGUCAGCAGUAUUUUACUACUACUACUACUACUACUACUACUAGUAGUGCUGAGGAGACUGGGAUGGUAUCAGUGGAAACUACUGCUACCAAGGUGGAAUUGUUGGACGCUGUUUUACCAAACGAGGUAACGUCCUUGGUCGAAAGGAGGAGGAGGGUUCCAGAGACAGCAACAGACGCUGUUCACCAAUCGGUAGAAACCAAGCCAUUGGGCGAGGUGGUGGAAGCACAACGCCAAAGUCGCAGCAGCACUGCUGCUACUACUACCACUACUACCACUACCACCACUACCACUACCACCAUUGCAAAUGCAAAUGCAAAACCCACGGUAUCCUUUACUGCCAAGACAUCAUCACUGACGAAUAAGAGUCGUCCAAGUGGCAGCAAACCUGUGCUGCCGGACACGCUGACACCCGCUAACCUAUUUCCGUCACUUCACAGUACUGCUAGUACUGAUCGUAAUACUGUGGAAGUUCCAAACCAGGGCGGUGACGAUGCAAAGCCGAAACCAUCACAUCUCUUGUGGAACAAGGCAUGGAAUGAAGAAUUGAAGAGAAUGACAAUGAUCAUUUACCGCUAUCUCUAUCAUUGGACCUCCAAGCUGAUUUUGAAACCGAUUCAGUUUCUCAAGAAAUUUUUUUUCCAGUAG
Cylindrotheca closterium is the source of this 2802-nucleotide messenger RNA. NCBI's taxonomy places the organism in Eukaryota, Bacillariophyta, Bacillariophyceae, Bacillariales, Bacillariaceae. The record is from the annotation of a GenBank genome assembly.